Panicum hallii is the source of this 879-nucleotide messenger RNA. RefSeq lists its product as uncharacterized. The record is from RefSeq and is a predicted model, not a curated record. The transcript has a single exon. Lineage: Eukaryota; Viridiplantae; Streptophyta; Magnoliopsida; Poales; Poaceae. Bases 115 to 684 code for a protein of 189 amino acids.
CACACACCUGCGACUGCAACACCCCGUCGACUUCGAACUGCAGCUCGAGCUAGCUCUCUGAACUUCCGACGAUCACCGGCGGUCGCAGUGCCUGUUCCACGGUCGCCGCCGUUCAUGGAGCCCGUGUUCGCCGUCGCGCAAGAAUCGUCAGUGCCGCCACAGCAGCAGCCGCAUCGGUUGGGCGAGACGAUGCCGGUCCAGCGCGGGGGCUGGCGCCGCCCGGCACGCUGCGCGCUCGCCGUGGCCCUCUUCCUCGUCGUGACCGGCAACUUCGCGUUCGCGGCGUACCGCGCGCGCCACCGCUCCCGCGACCUCUCGUUCGUGCUCGUCGCAUACUUCCUCCUCGCCCUGCUCGUGUGCUGCGUCGCGAGGCUCGAGCAGCUGCGGCGGGACCCCGCCGCCAGGGUGGCCGAGCGGCGGUGGCUCAGGAUCGGGGUGUGGGGCGUCUCCGUGGCGCUGGCCAACACGUUCGCGUCCCGCGUCGCCGACGCCAUGCCGAGGCUGGCGCUGAAGCUUGUCGUCUGGGGGGUCACCGCGGUGGUCCUCGGACUCGGGUUCUACUUCCUUUUCUUCAGCAAAGACGCCGAUCGCUGCUCCGACGGGGAGCUCGGGCGUGGCCAAGCUGAUGCCGGCCGCCGGUCGGCGACGGCUUUGCACCAGCAGUCCCCGGAGGAGAAGGUCUAAUGCAUCAUGUGUUUAAGCCCGCGCGCAUGUACUGCUACAUCCUGGAAUUGGGAAAUCUCGCUAUUAUUCUAUUCUUUUGGCAUUUCAAAUAAUUGUGUACAUUCUUUCAUGAAACAAAGAUGUGAAUCUGUGAUGUAAUCCAGUUAACGUAGUUGUAUCUCCUUAUUGUCAAUAAAACUUAUUUUUCCAACUUUA